GGGGGGGUACGUAUAUAUCAACAAAAAUGUAGAAAUGUUGUAGGGCCGAAAAAAGCUAGCCUUUGCUUGCAAACAAAUAUUUUCUCUCAAAAGGGGCCGGAUCCCCCACCCCCCCUGAUCUGCCACAAUUAAAUAAAUUCAUCAGUGUGGUAUUCGCCUUUAUAUACAUUUUUCAUAAAGAGAAAGAUGCAGUUUGCAACCAAUUCAUGCAUAGACGUUAUCAUGGAAUCGAAAAUAAUGAAUCAAACUGUCUUUCGGCCAUAGAGAGAGAAUGGAGCUGUUAUCCAAUCAGUAAAUUUGUGUUUCAACUCUAAUAAAUACUCUUUCCUGUAUAACGAAUGGGAUGAAAAAAUGACGAGAGCUCAUAAAUCAUUCAAUCGAUCCAAUUCACCUGAACUAACUCAUCUAAUUAUCGCCGGCCUCGCGUUCCGCAUGGAUUAAUUAUCUGAUGCGACAGUCACACCCAACGAAGCCGAUUCCAAAACCGACCGAUCAUGUCAUUCGAAAUAACAAUAUAAUUGUGAUCGAUCUAGACUCGGAUCGGUUAGUUUGUCGGUAGCAUAUAAUAGCUUUAUUUAUCCCCCGAGAGACAAUAUUGAUAGAGUCUGUACUCAAUCAUCUCAUUUAUGGCGUAUAAUUCGAUUCGGAUCGGAGUAUUGAGAGCCUUUUAAUUACGUAACCAUCGUGUGACGUCAUGAAUGCAGGGCAAGCAAUGUUGCUAUGAGAGAUGCUGCUUGAUCUCAGUCGAGAUAGGUAAUUAAGGAGAGAAAAUAGGAAAAUUAUUAAAAGAAGGAUUGAACGUUCUGCUCUGUACGUCUCCUAAUUCGUGAGCAAUGGGGCAAAGGUUGUAUUUACACAUUUUGGGCUUAGCCUAAUAAAAUGUCCUCGGGAGUCUCUGUUUUGUAAGGUACAUUAUUGGCGAGUUUAUCUGAAUGGAUUAUUGUUGGUUUGUAGUACUGUUGGAUAAUACCCUUAUUAUGGUAUGACGUUUUCAUCUCAUCUUUUCAAUCUGCGAUCAGGGUGUGCACGUAUUCGGCAGGUUUAACGAAAUUGUAAAAUAAUUUUGCUAUUAUAUUUGCUGCGAUGGCUUCGUUACCUCGAAUGGAUCAAAGUGGUGAUCAAACUGAUUCUCAUGCUUUUGAUUGUUUUGUUUUCGAAGAGUUGUUUUGAAUAACUCUGGCAGAAACCUCGUUCGACAACGCCGUUGACGUAAUGUUCUACGAUAUAAAGAUGUGACCUAUAUAUUGACUGUAUUCUAAAAAGGCAAUGAAACUCCAAUAAUUUGUAGAAGGAGAGUCAGCCAUGGCUAAUUUCUGAUAAGUUGCAGUGGAAGAAUUAUAGAACAUUUCUUUCGGAUUGACUGACGGCAACCACAAUGGAAGGGUCUAUUGCAUAUUACGGGCCAACCUAUCAAUCCGACAGAGGGCAUGGGACACCGAUCAUUGAUCAAAUGACGUUAUCAUCCAAUACGACCUCUGAUGAUGACAUCACAGAUUAUCAACCAUCCAUCGCGUGGUUGGCCAUCGUACCGCUCGUCGUGGGGACGAUCACGAUCGCCACGGUGGUCGGCAACGCACUCGUGAUGGUGGCUUUCUGCAAGGAUCCCCGCAUCCACAGCCGCGUCGCCAGCCUGCUCAUCUUAAACCUCGCCAUUUCUGAUUUCAUCAUCGGAUUAGUGGUGCUCAGUGUUAACCUUUCUUGGAUCACGUGGAACGAGUGGCUUGGCGGGGAGUUCUGGCUUCUCGGUGAAGUCUUCUGCAAGAUAUGGCUGAUCAUCGACAACACGGCCACAUUGUUGUCCGUAUUCACGAUCAUCCUCAUCAGCCUCGAUCGCUACUGGCUGCUCACAAAGAAACUCCAUUAUCAGACUUUCCAAACGCGGAAGCGUGUCUUGGUGACGAUAACCAUCCUUUGGGUCUCAACCGCGGUUGUCUUCACCAUCCUUGCGGUCGGUUGGCCGUACUUCACCGGUGAACGCAACGUCGAUUUCAGUAAAGAAUGUGAACUAGACAUGGCUUACAACGUAUACGCUACAAUCGCGCUGUUGAUUUGCGAGUUCAUUAUACCUCUCAUAAUCGUUAUUGGUCUGAACAUCGCAGUUUAUAUUAAAAUAAGAAAACGAGCAGAGGGCUUGAGUCAAUUGAAGACAAGAAGUGUAGAUCAUUCUAAACGAGAACAGAAGGUAGAUACAGUAGAAAUGAACCGGUUACCAUCUCCUAUCGAGUCUCCAGUUUCUUUAUCCCAUGUCAGUCUAGUAAACACAUCCGCUUCGAACCAUGAACUACGAGAACAAGUCAACGAAUCAUCUUUUGUCAACGGUGAUGUCAAAGACUACCAAACGAUGCCUUGCAACCGCGAACUUUCAAAGACUUUGAACAGCGUAGCAGAAGCGCAGAAACGCAGACGGGAGUUCGCGCGUCAUCGACGCGCAGCGACAGUCCUUGGAAUUUUGGUGUCAGUGUUCAUAGCGUGCUGGCUCCCAUAUCAAAUUGCAAACAUCGUAAACGCCAUUUGUGACGAGUGCAUAUCGGAUCUUGUCUGGGAAAUAGUAAAUAAUAUCUUGUGGUGCAAUUCGUUCAUCAACCCUUUCUUAUACGCAGCCACCAACGUUCACUUCAGGAGAAAUUUCAUUAUUCUGCUUGGGCUUCGUAAGUGCCGAUGUUUCAGAGCAACCAUGCAGGUGGAAGCUCGACCAAGCUCAACGGUUGAACAAAUCAGACCGAGAUAUCGUAAUACGCAAGAAAAGUAAUAAGAUAAUUGGCAUCAUUUAACAGCACUCCACCAUAACUGCGUGCUGAUAACACUAUUAACAGGACCACUGUGAGUCAUCUGAAAGCCGAACCAUAUCUUGAUCCAAUGACUGGAUAUAAAAGCAUCGAUUUGUAAACUAAUAUUAUUUUCUAAUUAAUGGAACACUGAAUAAAAGCAGAUUUACAUUACAUCUCUUUUUGCUAUAUCUAAAUCUUCAGUGGUGUAUCGGGGGUUGGGGUGGUGGGGGUAAAUUGCCAAUUCGUCCACUGCCAACUCGUCCAAUCACCACAUGGUCUACCUUCAUUUAGUCUAAAGCCAUUCCGUCCAUCAACAUUUCGUCUAACAACCAUUUGGUCUAAUCAUCACUUCGUCUAAUCACCAUUUUGUCUAUUACCAAUUUUUCCAAUAACCAGUUGGUCUAAUACCCAUCUUCUUUUUAUUCAUUUUGCACAAUUAACACUUUAGUUUAAUUAGACCAACUGGUAUAUGGACUAAAUGGCUAUUGGACCAACUGGUUAUUACACGGAAUGGCAUUAGACUGAAUGAAAGUAGACCAUGUGGUGAGUAGACCAAAUGGUAGUAGACAAGUUGGCAAUUGGAUGAAUUGGCAUUGGAAAUAAACCGUUGGGGGGGGGGGCACAACAAUUAAAAAAAACAUGAAAAAUGGAAGGAAAUUGAAAAUACAAUUUUUCCUUGGAAAUUUCAUCUCAUGAACGAACUGAGAAGCUACCAAAUAAUCGUCUUGAUUUUUGCCCUUGCCCCCUCCCUUCACAACUCAGUUUUAGACAGCCCCCCCUCCCCUCUCUCACAUGGUUUUUACUCGACUUGCAGUUGAUCUACCCAUGCAUAUGGGCCCCGUCUUACAAAGAGUUACGAUUGAUCUGAUGAUCAAUCACAACUAUGGACGGCCAGCAAUGUCAACAUCUAUUAUGCAUGUUUGUUCAAAAUAUUUUCUAGCUAUGAUGUAUAUUCAUGCAUUCAUUGUUUUUUAAGAUUCACUGCGCUUCUCUUUGCAUACAAAGGACAUUGUGCAAAUCUUUCAUUGAAAAAAUUAUGAUAUGGUUGGAUUUCCAUAGAGUUGCGAUUGAUCGGAUCAAUCGUAACCCUUUGUGAGACAGGGCCAUGGUCUAACUAUCAAUUUUGUCUAAAAGCUUUUUGGUCUUCUCCGUAAUUGAUCUACUACCCACCUAGUCUAAUUGUCAGUCUAAAAUUGCAAUUCUAUUUUUUGCCCCCAAAUCGAUCGUAAGUUUUGAAAUGUAUUACCAAUUGGCGAUUGAUUUCUAAUCUGCUUCUUAAAACAAGCAGUAUGAUCUAAUUUGUUACAGUUAAAAUGGAUCCAUCAAUUGUAAAAUUGCAACAGAAUAUUUGCAAUUGAUUGCAAAUAUUUUCUUUUUAACACCCCCUAAUGCCAAUUUGGUUUGAUCUCCAUUUCGUCUACUAUUUCAUGCUUUGUUAAAUUGAAAUUCGCUUCAUAAACAGUGCAUCUAACCAGAUUGACUAAACAGAGUUAGAUAAAAUGGGCAGGCAGAGACUUACUCGAAAUUAGACAGAAUGGUAACUGGACAACAGUUGGAUCAAACGGCUAAAAGAUGAACUGGUUAUACAUGAAGAUGAAUUAGGAUUAGACCAUGUGGGAUGAGACCAAAUGGGCCAAAAGAUACUGGGCUCCGUCUUACAAAGAGUUACGAUUGAUCCAAUCAAUCGCAACUAUGGACGGCCAGCAACGUCAACAUCUAUUUUGCAUGUUUGUUCAAAAUAUUUUUUAACUCUGAUGUAUAUUCCGUGCGUUUAUUGUUUUCUUGAAAAUUCACUGUGCUUCUCUUUGUUUACAAAGGGCAUUGUGCAAAUUUCCUGAAGAAAAAAAUUAUGACACUGAUGGAUUUCCAUAGAGUUACGAUUGAUUGGAUCAAUUGUAACUUUUUGUAAGACGGGGCCCAGCACAUUUUUCUGUGAAACUUUACACCCUGUACACUAAAACACAAUUUGUAAAAAAAUUGCAGUUAUAGUUUUUAAUAAUUGUUUUGUACAUUUCGCCUUUCGUAAAAUGAGAAACAGUAAAUAGGGGCUAAAAAGUGGAUUACCUUCUCAAAACAUACUGUUAAAGUGUAGAAAUUCACAAUAAAAUUUUGACAGAAAAUUUCUGAAAUUGCUA
This is a messenger RNA of Lytechinus pictus (painted urchin), 4903 nucleotides long. RefSeq names its product muscarinic acetylcholine receptor M3-like. Bases 1376 to 2749 code for a protein of 457 amino acids. Gene Ontology annotation, molecular function: neurotransmitter receptor activity; G protein-coupled serotonin receptor activity. The record is from RefSeq and is a predicted model, not a curated record. Lineage: Eukaryota; Metazoa; Echinodermata; Echinoidea; Temnopleuroida; Toxopneustidae. The transcript has 2 exons. Gene Ontology annotation, cellular component: plasma membrane; dendrite. Gene Ontology annotation, biological process: G protein-coupled receptor signaling pathway, coupled to cyclic nucleotide second messenger; chemical synaptic transmission.